Molecule: messenger RNA, 2224 nt
Organism: Salmo salar (Atlantic salmon)
Lineage: Eukaryota; Metazoa; Chordata; Actinopteri; Salmoniformes; Salmonidae
Source: RefSeq, a predicted model, not a curated record
GCACUACACAGAAUCCAACCUAGAAACAGCAAGAACUAUGGCAAAAUCUACAGGAAAUAGUCUCUCUAUCAUCACCUGGAACACUUGUGGUGUUAAACCAACAAAACGCAGCCCAAAUAAAUUGAUUGAUAUAAUGAACUAUGGCAAGAAACAGAAUACUGACAUAAUCUUCCUUCAAGAAACUCACAUUGGACCUAAAUGCUAUAGAAAACUGAAACAACAUGGAUGGGAAGAGAUGGAAAGACAUUGGACCUCUUACUUUACAGUUUACUCUCCGAAUAGCAAAGGAGUGGCCAUACUGGUGAAUAGAGAACUAAAAUCACACUAUAAGUACAUCUGCCAUGAUGAAGAUUACGCUGGUGGCUACAUUGUGCUGUUCUGUCAGAUGUAUGGUCAACUCUUCACGCUCGUGAACGUGUACAAUCAUAAAGAAGACAAGCAAGUACUGGGGAGGCUGUCUCAGUAUCUUCAGGAGAUGAAGAUCGGAACUUUAGUGAUUGGGGGGGAUUUCAACACAGUUUUGGACCUUGACUUUGACAAGCGUACAGCAUCUGAACAUAGACGGCACACAUCCCUACGACCUCUCCUGCAAAGUUUCAUUUCCUCACUGAACCUCCAAGACACAUGGGCAAGACUACACCCAACAGAAGAAGCCUUCACUCGUUCUCGGAGCACCAGCCACUCCCGGUUAGAUAUGUUCUUCAUGCCACAGAAUAAAGCACACCAUGCUCUAACAUGUAAGAUUCACCAACCUAAUGUGAUUUCAGAUCACAAUCCUGUGUCUCUGAGAGUACAAGUAGAAUGUACAAUAUCACAGGUUAUUCCCAGAAAACUGAGCCAGAUAGGAGACAGUGAAACAACAAGAAGGCAAGGAAAAAUCAGUGGAGCUGAAGUCCUAGUGGCGAUAAAAUCCCUGACUGACUCAGGGUCGGAUGACUGUACACGAUCAACACUAUAUGAUUCAAGGUCAGAUGACUCCAGACAAUCACCACCAUGUGAAUUAGAUGAUUCAAGAUUAGAUUUAACACCAUGUGAUUCAAGGUUAGAUAACCUUAUGGAAAUAGAAAGAUUAAAACACUAUUAUAAUGAAGUACUCGCAGAGGGAAUGAAAAAUAAGAAAAUCCCUAAAGGAUUCAACAGAGAGUACAAAAUAUUUGCAACAAUACUUGCCAACCGCCUGCAGAUGUACUUGGAACCCUUAUUACAUGAAAAGAUCAAGAUACCCCUGAGUCCGCACUGCACUGUUACUUUGGUCCUUAAUGGCAAAUCACAGAUCAAUUGGAAGUUCUUAAGCAUUGCAAUUAAAUCAAUAAAGCCAAUCCCACUACAAAAUAUUCCCAAAGAGGACACCAUUUUGAGGAAAGUGCUUUCCCAGGACUUGGCUAUCUUGCGGAAGUUGCUUAUAAGUGUUGAACAUUCCUGUGUUCAUAAGAAACACCUACAUCAUGACUGUCCCCUCACCCCAGCCCUACUCAGCCUGAGUCUCAAAUACAUGGAGGACAAGAUUUCCAGUGUCAUCCCCAAUGUCACCACUAGAAUCAGCUACCAAAGAAGGAGUCUUAAGAUCUACAUAGACAAUCUGGGAGUACCCUCUUUGCAGGACUAUCUUGCCCACAUCAGAGAGCAGUCUGGGAUUGAAAUGAACCUGUUGUGGACAGAACCCCAUUCCGCCAGCGGAACCCCAUUCCGCCAGCGGAACCCCUAGCCAACAGCCAAUGGAACAGCAGGGCGCGAUAUUCAAAACAUAAAAAAAUCUAAUAAUUACAAUUUCUCAAACAUACGACUAUUUUACACCAUUUGAAAGAUAAACCUCUCCUGAAUCCAACCACCUUGUCCGAUUUCAAAAAGGCUUUACAGCGAAAGCAAAACAUUAGAUUAUGUUAGGAUACCACCACAGAAAAAAAACAACAACACAGCCACUUCCCUAGCAAGGACAGCCAUUUUCCAAGCAAGGGUAGCCGUCCAAAAGCACAAAACCAGCUAAAAUGAUUCACUAACCUUUGACGAUCUUCAUCAGAUAACACUCCUAGGACAUUAUGUUAGACAAGACAUGCAUUUUUUGUUCCAUCAAGUUCAUAUUUAUAUCCCCAAAAAAACUUUUACAUUGGCGCGUGACGUUCAGAAAAUGUAUUCACCCCAAACUCUCCGGUGAAUGGGCACCAUAAUUUACAGAAAUACUCAUCAUAAAUGUUGACAGAAUAUAUAACAAUUAAUUAAAGAAGUA